AUGACCGGCUUACGACGAGUGGUUGUCACGGGAUUAGGGAUAGUCAGUCCUCUAGGCGUAGGCACGAAAUACGUAUGGUCUCGAUUAUUAGCAGGUGACUGUGGCGUCGUAUCUCUGCGCAACAAACCACAUCUCGCAACAAACAAAAGCUAUGAUGAUUUGCCUAGUCAGAUAGCAGGACUCGUACCGCGUUCGUCGCAGGGUAUUAAAGACGGGACAUGGAGAGUAGAAGACUGGUUGACUCGUGGAGAGGAGAAGAAGACUGCUCCAUUCAUACAUUACGCGAUCGCUGCUUCUCAGCAGGCUUUAGAAGAUGCUGGAUGGAAGCCCGAGACUGAUCACGAAAGGAUGCAGACUGGUGUAUGCAUUGGAUCUGGAAUCGGCUGUAUAGAUGAAGUGUAUAAUACUGCUUUGGCUUACCAUGAACACGGACUUCGUAAAGUUCACCCAUACUUUGUGCCGAAAAUAUUGACAAAUCUGGCUGCUGGACAUGUCAGUAUGCGGUUUGGUUUACAAGGACCAAAUCACUCGUGCUCUACAGCCUGUGCUACUGGCGCACAUUCAAUUGGCGAUGCAGCGCGAUUCAUACAGCAUGGUGAUGCUGAUGUCAUGUUGGCUGGUGGAACUGAAGCUAGCGUUUCACCAGCACGAUCACUAUCAACAGCAUUCAACGAUACACCAGAACAAGCAUCUCGACCAUUUGAUCGUGACAGAGAUGGAUUUGUUAUCGGAGAAGGAGCUGGAGUUGUAGUUCUAGAAGAACUAGAACAUGCCAAAGCACGAGGAGCGCGUGUUUAUGCAGAAUUGAAGGGUUAUGGAGCUAGUGGUGACGCUUAUCAUAUCACUGCACCCACCGAAGAUGGGAGAGGUGCUGCCAAUGCUAUGCGUAGAGCUCUAGCACAAGCUGGAGUAGGAGUGCAUGAAGUUGGUUAUGUGAAUGCUCAUGCAACUUCUACAGAUUUGGGCGACUUGGCUGAAACUCGUGCCAUCAAGAGCGUAUUUCAAGGACCAUCACUAGAGUCUGUUGCUGUAUCGUCAACAAAGGGCGCUACAGGACACUUGUUGGGAGCUGCUGGUGCCGUUGAAGCUAUUUUUACCAUCCUGUCUAUAUAUAAUGAUGUGCUGCCUCCCAGCCUCAAUCUACAUCACUUGCAUGACGAAUUUACACUAAAUUAUGUCGCAUUACAAGCUAGAGACCUUACAUCUCAAGGCAAACGCGUGAAGGCAGCUUUGAAUAACUCGUUUGGAUUUGGAGGAACGAAUUCUAUAAUACUGGCUGUGUUUUUCAUUCCCGAUAUAUUUGCUGGAGGCAAGAAGCAGACAGAAAACAUAGACAAUGCGCAAGCAGUCAUAUCAGAGCACCAAGGGCCUCCACCAUGGAUCAAUGAAAAUGAAACACUCUCUUGCGUCGAAUAUGACGAACACACGAAUUUGAUAUGCUGUGGAGACCUUGUUUCAUUCAGAACUACUGGCAAAAACGGCCUUGUGAAUAUCCUCUUGCCUCAUACUCAUGCCAAACAACGUAUUCUUGGCUCACACGACGAGAAUUCCCGCUUUACGAUCUAUCUAUGGAAUUCUACACAAUAUGAUACUAUGCAGCUGCCAUGGAAUACUCUUCCUUCGUGGAUUUUGGACGCAAUGAACAGUUACGGUUAUUUUAAUUUUCAGUUGCAGUCUACCGAUGGGCUGUGGCUUCAGUCAACUGGACAAGUCUCGGCUGGCAAGAAGGGACCCAACUACAAAACGCCCGAAGUGCAUGGAAAUCAACGUGCUGGCCUUUAUCCUCCUUCUGACUCGACAUUUAUCUGGGUUAGAACUGGUAUUCAUGCUGGUGGAGGGUACAUCUUGAGUGAAAGUGGUACUGUGCUGUGGUCUGGGCGUCCUAAAUCGGAUUGGCUCUACUUUGAUUCUCCAGGCAAUCCUACUCGUUUUCCUGGAUGUGAAUUACAGACUUCUUGGAAGAUGAAAAUCAGUGGAUCUCCAUUUGAUAGAGUGUUGAAUGUCACUGUAGGUACCGCAAAGGCUAUUGAAAGCAUGUCGACGUCUGAGAUGUGGCUGAAUGACAUGCUCAUCACAAAUCAUGACACAUACGCACAUUUCGUCUCAAGCGAAAUUUCUGGAUCAUUUAAACGAAAGACAUCAACAAUCAAAAGAACUGGUCACACACUUACAGAAGAAGUAAAACUGAGAACGAAAAUCCCAGUCCUGAUCUUUGAGUCUGGAUAUAUAGCCACUAAAGAGGAACAGUCUUUUGAAGUUGCACGUGGAACUCAUGAAAGUGAUACCCAAAAACAUUCCGUCAAACUUAACGUCAGAAUACCGGGCAGGAGUUAUGUAACUGCGUCCCUCUUUGUUACGAGAAUGGAGCUACAGUUUGAUGUUACAUGGACUAUAUCUCGUCAACUUCCUCAUGGCCCUGCGUAUACCUAUAAUGUGUCUGCUGUUGUCUCUAGUGAACAGUCAACGAAUGCUAGAGCAACUAUUAGUAAGCCAACCAAGAUAGACAUUGUUUGA
Molecule: messenger RNA, 2514 nt
Organism: Synchytrium microbalum
Lineage: Eukaryota; Fungi; Chytridiomycota; Chytridiomycetes; Synchytriales; Synchytriaceae
Exons: 18
Coding region: 1-2514 (837 amino acids)
Biological process (GO): fatty acid biosynthetic process
Molecular function (GO): 3-oxoacyl-[acyl-carrier-protein] synthase activity
Source: RefSeq, a predicted model, not a curated record